Messenger RNA from Platichthys flesus (European flounder), 1957 nucleotides. RefSeq names its product golgi SNAP receptor complex member 2 (gene gosr2). Bases 153 to 791 code for a protein of 212 amino acids. Gene Ontology annotation, biological process: vesicle fusion; intra-Golgi vesicle-mediated transport. Lineage: Eukaryota; Metazoa; Chordata; Actinopteri; Pleuronectiformes; Pleuronectidae. Gene Ontology annotation, cellular component: endoplasmic reticulum membrane; SNARE complex; ER to Golgi transport vesicle membrane. The record is from RefSeq and is a predicted model, not a curated record. Gene Ontology annotation, molecular function: SNARE binding; SNAP receptor activity. The transcript has 6 exons.
ACACAAACGCUCAGCUGAUGACGUGUACCAUCCUGUACCGUUAGCUAGCAGCUAGCAAGCUAGCCCAGCCACCUGUCAGAAUAAAGCUGCUGUAAAUAAACCAACGACACAAAGUAAUAGAGUAAGCGGAGCGUUUCCACAGCUCGGGGAAAAUGGAGACACUUUACCACCAGACAAACAAGCACAUCCAGGAGGUUCAGUUUCUGAUGGGAAACCUGGAGAGGACAGACCGUCAGUCGGUGCACUUGUUGGAGAAUGAACUGCAGGCUCGAACUGACCAGAUCUUCAACCAUUUAGAACGCCUCGAGAUCCUGGCCAGCAAGGAGCCACCAAACCGCCGUCAGAACGCCAAAUUGCGAGUGGACCAGCUCAAAUACGAUGUUCAACACCUCCGCACUGGUCUGCAAAACUUCCAGCACCGACGCUACGCCAGAGAGGCCCAGGAGCGAGAGAGGGAGGAGCUCAUGACCCGGACCUUCACGACCAACGACGCAGAUACCUCCAUCCCCAUAGACGAGACCCUACAGCAUAACUCCAAUUUGCACAACGCACACAGAGGCAUGGACGACCUCCUGGGCAGCGGCAGCAGCAUCCUCAACGGUAUCAGAGAUCAGAGAUCCACGUUGAAGGGGACCCAUAAGAAGAUGCUGGACGUGGCCAACAUGUUAGGGCUGUCAAACACAGUGAUGAGACUCAUAGAAAGGCGAGCCACCCAAGAUAAGUUAAUCAUGAUCGGAGGAAUGCUGCUGACCUGCAUCUUCAUGUUCCUGGUGAUCAGAUACCUGGGCUGACCGUCCAUCGGUUGUGGACAUUUCUGCAGCGCAUUGUCCCUCGUGAUAUGAAGCAUUGCAGUGCAAAUUUUUAGCGAUUAAAAUAAAGUAAUUUUUUUAAAUAAAUGUUGCCAUUACAACAGUAUUUUAUUCCACGUGAAGCUCCAAGAGGACAUUGGACUUUCUGCUGCUUUCCUCAGAUUACUGGCACACGACCAUAAUCUUUUAUUUUAUUUUUUAUCAAAACCACUCUGAAACUAAAUCACUUGUGACUGUACAGCAAAGGUUUCUUAAAAAUACUUCAACCCAAUAUUUCAAAGUGAAAAUGAAAAGCUGUUUGUUGUUUUAAUCCUAACAUUGUCGGUGUCUUUCUGCCAUGGAACGCAAAGUUCAAGAAAUAGGAAUAUUACUGCGGAAACACUCGUAAUGAUCCAUAUUUCUCUACAUUUCAGAAAUUCCCUGGAGAAUCUUUUCUGUUUUAAUGUCUCAGUAAUGAAGUCAAAUGCAACAAUCCUGCAAUAAAUUCUUAUGAAAUGAAGGUUGUAAUGUUGAAAUAGGCUUUUAAAUGUGUUGAUUGGGCUGUAUGACCAUUUUUAGGAUGUGGUUUCUGAACAGUAUUGCAUCCCAGAGGUGUUUGUGUUAUUAAGCCUUCCCUCAUUAACAUGAAAAGAGCAAAUCUCUGUUACACAAUUCAGUUCAAUCCAAUCUACAGCCUCCAAAAUGAUCAUACAGUUUCAACUAGAACGUUCAGUGGAUCCGUUAAAGACAAGUUUGUGGAUCGAUCCAGAAUUGAAUGAGUUGUUCCUUUGCGUCAUUCCCCACCCGUCCACAUUUUAAUGGAAAUAUGUUUAGUUUUUUUUAAGAGUAAUCCUGCUGACAAAGACAUAAACAGCAAUGGAAACAUAACGUCCUCGGCAGAGGUAACAAAACUUUAACAUUAUAACCUUCUUGAAGUUAAGAUUCCCUGCAGGACUGAUGCAUCAGACUGUAUUAAUUUGAGCUAAGUGAACCUGAUCAAGUGGCAACUGUAUCUUAAGCACCAGAUUGUCACAAACAUCUGUUGAGAAAAGCGAUGGAAGCAGCCAUUAUUUUAUAAUUGUUAUGUACUGUCUCAUUGAUUCAUGCCUGUCUAGGCUCACUAUGUGAGUCCUUUAAUUCCCUUACUAGAAUAAAACAUGUUCCAUUUC